Molecule: messenger RNA, 1104 nt
Organism: Dichomitus squalens LYAD-421 SS1
Lineage: Eukaryota; Fungi; Basidiomycota; Agaricomycetes; Polyporales; Polyporaceae
Exons: 6
Coding region: 1-1104 (367 amino acids)
Cellular component (GO): plasma membrane
Source: RefSeq, a predicted model, not a curated record
AUGAGCAACCUCGACACCAAGCACCGCUCCGCCACGCCCAGCACAUCCUCUCGUGGGAACGUAGUCGACCAUGACGCGCCCCAUGGUAAGCCGCCCGUUCCUCAGUCUAUUUGCAUGACACCCAAGGGGUUGAAGCUGAACGGAGAGCAUGUCAUCAAGGUCCAGCCGCUCAAGCGCAGCGAGAUGCAGCCCUCAUACGCACAGGAUCUCGGAACAACAGAGGUCACCCAUGGCAUAUACGGUUCUAUGUUGCAAGCGCUCGGAAGCUGUAUCGGUCUCUUCGGCGCAGUUCCCUGCUGCCCAUGCCCCAACCCCUUCCGCGAAGUUCAACAAGGUUCCGUUGGUCUCGUCUCGCGGUUCGGCCAGUUCUAUAAGUCUGUAGAUCCUGGUCUUGUUCAAGUGAACGUCUGCACCGAGUCUCUUCGCGUCGUCGAUGUCAAAAUCCAGAUCAGUCCCAUCGGCCGGCAGAAGGUCAUCACCCGCGACAACGUCGACGUUGAGAUCGACUCCGUCAUAUAUUUCCAGAUCACAAGCCCAUACCGUGCCGCCUUCGGCAUCUCGGACCUCCGCCAAGCGCUCAUCGAGCGGGCGCAGACCACCCUCCGUCAUGUCGUUGGUGCACGCAUGGUGCAGUCUGUCGUGACAGAGCGGGAGGCAAUGGCGUUCGAGAUUGCCGAGAUCGUCGGCGAUGUGGCUGAUAGGUGGGGUGUUGCCAUCGAGGGUAUCCUCAUCAAGGACAUCAUCUUCUCCCCCGAGGUCUCCGCAUCCCUCUCGUCUGCGGCGCAACAGAAGCGUAUUGGAGAGUCGAAGGUCAUCGCUGCCCGUGCCGAGGUCGACUCGGCACGCCUCAUGCGCCAAGCUGCGGACAUACUCGCGAGUCCCGCCGCUAUGCAGAUUCGGCAGCUUGAGGCGCUCCAAGCCAUGGCGAAGAGCGCGAACAGCAAGGUCGUCUUCGUGCCCAUGCAGCUGCAGAGCGACAUCAUCGGAAAGGUGUCGAACCAGGCGUCAGCAUCGGGCUCUGGCACCAUCCAGGAAGAGAGCGGGGAGGGCCUGAGCAGUGCUGUGACUCGCGCAGGCGUGCUCAACAGCGUGGACAACGUUUAA